AUGCUUCGAUAUAUUCUACUUUCAUUUCAAGUGGUUACUGCAGUCCGAGUUUCACUGCUAGAUUCUGAGCAAUCCUCUGCUCAAUUAAAUGGUAGAUUAUCAAAACGAUCCCCUCUGCCGUUGAAUGGUGAUGCAUCCAAAUGCUUCCAAAUGAAAAUUCAGGCCAAUGGAAUUAAUCUCAACGUCCUAGUGGACUCUGCAACUUCUGAUUUGAUCGUACCAUUAUCGACUUUGAAUAACUACAGAGGUCCUACUUUGCCAGAUACUAAGCGUGGAGAACCUGUUUCUGGAAGUUACGGCAGCGGUGCUACAUGGAAAGGAUAUGGGUUUCUAGCUACUGUAAAUAUUCCAGAUACUGGUAUAAUUGCUACCAAUUCUCCGACUGUAGGAAUCUAUCAACAGUCGAUAGAGCCAACAGUUAUCAGCGGAGAGCCCAGGCAGGGAGUAUUUGGGUUUGCUUAUCCCUCCCUGUCAUAUUAUCACACGAGUCCAGAAAGUGUAAUGGAUGCCUGGUACAAAAGUAAAACUAUUCUUAAAAACCAAGUCGCUACUCAGCUAUGCCCUUAUGGGCUGUCUGAAAAAAGCUACAUUGAUAUAGGAAACACAGAUUCGACUAAAAAGUGUGGAACGAAUGGAGAAAGUGUCGCGUGGGUUUAUUCGCCAUCACUUGAUUUUUUCACUGUCAGCAUCAGGAAUAUAUUGGUCAAUGACCGGCCUGUGAUUUUGCCUGUUGCAUUCAAAGAAAAUGAAUUUCAACAGAAUUCAUUUUCAUAUAUAGACACAUGCUCUAGAUCUAUACGUCUUCCUCAUCUAGUUUUGGAUGGACUAAUUGGUGCGAUCACAGCAAGUCGCGCAUUUCAACCACCGCUUACUACCAUGGAAACUUUGGCAUUUUUUUGGCAAAGAGAUGUCAUUGAUACAUUAAAGUAUACUAUUGAUUGGAAAAAGUUACCGACGCUUUCGUUUGUACUAGAUACUGGAGUACCAAAGAAAAAGAAAGGGUCUUAUUCCACCGUGAAAAUUACAUUGGGACCCAAAGACUACUUGCAACAGAUUGGUCCUAAUCAAUAUUUGUUUUCUGUAGGUUUUGGAUCCGAGACUAGCAUAACUCUUGGCAUACCUUUCAUGACCCGGCUUAAGGUCGUGUUUGAUCGAGAAGGUGGACGCAUUGGAUUUGGCCCUGGAUGUGGAUGCGAUACCCCAACUGACGGAUAUCCUACUAUUAUGAAUGAGAGAAAAGUACUUUGGCCUUUGCCACGAUCAAAAUGGAGUCGUUUUAAACAUACUGUUGCUCAAAAACUAUCGGAACUGUAUAUCAGUUUCAAGUGA
Batrachochytrium dendrobatidis JAM81 is the source of this 1329-nucleotide messenger RNA. RefSeq lists its product as uncharacterized. Gene Ontology annotation, biological process: proteolysis. NCBI's taxonomy places the organism in Eukaryota, Fungi, Chytridiomycota, Chytridiomycetes, Rhizophydiales. The transcript has 4 exons. The record is from RefSeq and is a predicted model, not a curated record. Gene Ontology annotation, molecular function: aspartic-type endopeptidase activity. The coding region runs from base 1 to 1329 and encodes 442 amino acids.